Molecule: messenger RNA, 1020 nt
Organism: Adineta ricciae
Lineage: Eukaryota; Metazoa; Rotifera; Eurotatoria; Adinetida; Adinetidae
Source: the annotation of a GenBank genome assembly
AUGUGGCAACAUUUUCAAUUCAAUCAGAAAUCUCUUCAUUUGUCGUGUCACACCAAUGAACAACUGAAUGAAUUUGACGUGUUACUACGUUCAGAAUGGGAUCGGGCUGUGACUGAGGGUCUGUUUACCUUUCAAAUCACAGAUGACGUUCAGCGACGAAUACUCGAUGAGGAUAAUCUCCAUUACAUGAUCGAGUUAAAUCCCGAUCGAUAUGGAAAACGUCGAACGCCUUUUCCUUUCGAACACGUCAACACACCAUUCGAUUCGUUGAAAUUCAAUUUCAACAAAAUAAAAGAUGCUGAAAUUCUUUUUUCCUUAGAUAAUGAACAAGAUCAUGAUAAAUACUUAGUGAUCAUCAACAAUUCACCAAUCCGUCCAUAUCACGUCUUACUUGUACCUCAUCGAGGACUGGAACAAGCACAAGUGCUGAACAUCGACUGUAUAAUAUUCGGUCUCGAGUUUGUGGCAUCGAGUGCACAUCCAUACAUUUUAGCUGGCUUCAAUUCUCUCUGUGGCUACGCAUCGGUGAAUCAUUUGCAUUUACAUGGUAUUUACAUUCCUCAUCGAUUUUACCUGCAAACAAUAAAAUGUUCGGUUUUUGAUACAAAAUCGAACUGUUAUCUGCUAGAUGCAUUUGAUACUCAAGCGUUUGCAUUUCAGUGUGCUAAUGUAGAUGACUUUCAAAGAACUGCAGAAUCUGUAUACAAAGUCACCAAUUAUCUCAGCUUACAAAACAUCGCUCAUAAUGUUGUCAUCGCUAAGGGUGAUUCGUUCUCAUCACCUUCCACAGAUGUUCUACGAAUCUUCAUAUGGUUUCGUCAAUCUAUAAUUAAUGGGCAAAUGUUUGAUCGUUGUAAUUUCGCAUGUAUUGAACUCGCAGGAUUUAUGCCAUUACAAUACGAGAACGUCUUCAAAGAUUUGGACGAAGUGGCGUUACGCGAAGAUUUGAACAGUAUUGCAUUACCUGAAGAACGACAACAGCAAGUAAAAGACGAUGUAGUAAAACUAUUAGAUUGUUAG